GGUUGUCCUGAGCUUCCUUCCUGUUCGGGAAAGAUUUCGGGCGGGAAGCGUGUGCCAGAAAUGGUGGGAAGCGUGUGCCAGAAAUGGUGGCGCGCGUCUUUAGAUCCUGGCUGUUGGAGAGAAGCGGAUCUAAUGGACGUGAAGGCGAAGAUCUCCGUCAGAGCACCGAGAGCCGUCAUUGGGCGCAGCAGGGGUCAGCUGAGGAGCCUCUCAAUCCGAUUUUGCAACGAUUGGUUGCUAGAGGACAUCGGCAAGCAUUGCCCGCUUCUUGAAAAGGUCAAGAUUGAUGAAGUUGAGGAAGGUGAUCUGACAUUUCUCAAUAAAUCAUUCUCGCCUUCGAUCGAUUCGAUCAAACUUUUUGUUCAGGGGUGUCGUCAGCUUCGAUCUCUCAAUAUCUUCUUCGUAGUUUGGGUGGUGCAUUGCCGAGAAGAGUUCACCGAAAUGGUUAGGGUUUUGAUAUCUGGUUUUCCCAACCUAGUGUCUCUGUACCUUGAUGUGUCAGCAGUACGAUGCACGGAAGUAGGAACUGUGGUUAGUUCUGAGGUCUUGAAGAUCGACAUUGAUGAUAUUCGAUUCAUAAUAGAGCACUUACCUAAUUUGGAAUGCCUGGUGCUCAAGCGAGCUCAAGUCACAGAUACUGUUCUGGAUGUGAUUGGCAGGGGGAUGCCGAACUUGCGAUCUCUGUCUCUGUUGUAUUGCGGCUAUUUGACUGGGGAGGGGUUAAGAGCACUGCAGGCCGCUAGGAAAGAUCUGCAUGUCACCAUGAAGGGCUGCAUGAAGGGUUUUAUCACCCGACAGACAGCAUUGUUGUUACAGCUGUGUCUUCUCCUUCCGGACACUCUGGAGGGGGCUUACUUCUACCUUCAGCAGUUUCCUGACUCUAUGUAGUCUUCCAUCAAUGAUGAGUGACAGGCAAUAUGCGGCAGCUGGAGAUCCU
Molecule: messenger RNA, 937 nt
Organism: Chara braunii
Lineage: Eukaryota; Viridiplantae; Streptophyta; Charophyceae; Charales; Characeae
Source: the annotation of a GenBank genome assembly